AUGUUAGCCUUAGGCUUAAUCUCGGCUGCAUUGAAAGGAUCGUCAGCAGUGGAACCAUUGACAAUUUUGUGCUCGAUUGCAGUCUCGACACUGACAGCUCUGCGAACAUCGGAAGUUCUGUUAAUGUCAGAUCUGAGCUUAUUGGUAUACUCUCUCAGGUUUUCAAUGAACUGCAGUCCACCAUUCAAAUCAGCCAUGAUAGGCGAUUCUUCACAAAGUUUGACAACUUCCGGCGUCAUGAGACCCAAGAUAUUGAAUGCCAUUUCUUUUUGCGAAAACGUCCUGACACCCAGUUUCUCAAUGCCCUCGGCAAUGAUAUUGUUACCAGACAUUAAACCAGUACCUCUGGUCCAUCCAAUAACAGCACCGCAGAUAGUAAGGAAUGGCGACCAUGAUUCUGAAUACCAUCUGUUGAACAACGUUUCUAAGCCCAAUUUCGACUCCGAGUAA
Molecule: messenger RNA, 450 nt
Organism: Ogataea philodendri
Lineage: Eukaryota; Fungi; Ascomycota; Pichiomycetes; Pichiales; Pichiaceae
Exons: 1
Coding region: 1-450 (149 amino acids)
Source: RefSeq, a predicted model, not a curated record